Podarcis raffonei (Aeolian wall lizard) is the source of this 2065-nucleotide messenger RNA. RefSeq names its product melanocortin 3 receptor (gene MC3R). Gene Ontology annotation, biological process: G protein-coupled receptor signaling pathway. The record is from RefSeq and is a predicted model, not a curated record. The transcript has 2 exons. Gene Ontology annotation, molecular function: melanocyte-stimulating hormone receptor activity; peptide hormone binding. NCBI's taxonomy places the organism in Eukaryota, Metazoa, Chordata, Lepidosauria, Squamata, Lacertidae. The coding region runs from base 20 to 1204 and encodes 394 amino acids. Gene Ontology annotation, cellular component: membrane.
GUUUUCCCUCCAUGUAUGAAUGUAUAAAACCCAAUGCUCUUUUACUGUUUCUGCCCUUCUUCUCUCAGAUGAAUCAGGAAGAGAUGCUGUGAAGUGCUUUUUAAAUCUCCGCUCCAACCGCAGUCCCAGGACAUGGGAGCAUAUCACAAGGACAGUCACUUUAAAUUCAACAGAUGCUGUUUCCAUAACCGCUUGCAAAGCUGAACGCCGUCCCUUAACGAUGAACACGACGGUACGCUGGGCUCUAACUUUUCAGCCUGUGUUGGUUAAUGCCUCUGAAGAGUUCAACGAUUCGGUCCUUCUCGGCAGCAGGAGCGACAAUGGAUUCUGUGAAAAGGUGUUCAUUAAAGCCGAGGUCUUCUUGACCCUGGGGAUCAUCAGCCUUCUGGAGAACAUCCUCGUCAUCCUUGCCGUGAUCAAAAACGGCAACCUGCAUUCCCCCAUGUACUUUUUCCUCUGUAGCCUGGCUGCAGCAGACAUACUGGUGAGUAUGUCCAAUGCCCUGGAAACCAUCAUGAUUGCCAUCCUGAGCAAUGGCUAUCUCAUCAUGGAGGACCGCUUCAUCCAACAUAUGGACAAUGUCUUUGACUCAAUGAUCUGCAUCUCUUUGGUUGCCUCCAUAUGCAACCUUUUGGUCAUAGCCAUCGACAGGUACAUUACCAUUUUCUAUGCACUCCGCUACCACAGCAUCAUGACCGUGAAGAAAGCCCUGGCUCUCAUCGGGCUCAUCUGGGUCGCCUGCAUCUUUUGCGGCAUCAUGUUCAUUGUCUACUACGAGAGCAAAACUGUCAUUGUCUGCCUCAUCACCAUGUUCUUCACCAUGCUUUUCCUCAUGGCCUCGCUGUACGUCCACAUGUUUCUGUUUGCGCGCCUGCACGUCAAGCGCAUCGCAGCCCUCCCGGUGGACGGAGCCCCCCACCAGCGCACCUGUAUGAAAGGGGCGGUCACAAUCACUAUUCUCCUCGGGGUCUUUGUUGUCUGCUGGGCUCCUUUCUUCCUUCAUCUCAUUCUGAUCAUCUCCUGCCCAACCAACCCACACUGUGUUUGCUACACCUCACAUUUCAACACAUACCUGGUCCUUAUCAUGUGCAACUCGGUCAUCGAUCCUCUCAUUUAUGCCUUCCGGAGCUUGGAGAUGCGAAAGACGUUCAAGGAAAUAUUCUGCUGCUGUUACAGCAUAGGCUCAGGACAGUGCAUGCUCUGAAGUGCUCACCUUCUGCUGUCUACGAAGGCAUUAGGUGGCUAGCUUUGAGGCAAAAAUCCUAAAUACUGUCUGAAAGUAUCAUUGCUAAGAAUGAUAAAGGGGAAAGGCUUAAGGACUGAGGGUAAUAGGGGAAGAGCUAUGAUUUCCUCGCUGCUGCCACCUUUCAGUUUUUAAAAACUAAAUGGCAAAAGAGUACAUUAAUGCAGUAUGCUUGCACUUAUGUAGGGAUCACAGAAGCAAACUGGUGUAAAUUUCAGUAUGCCGGCUCCCGUGCUUCUCACUGUUGCAUAUAAUAAAAUUUCAGCAGAUAUACUUUCUCGUGUUGUGUGACACUGCAGGCACUUGGCAAGUUGCACCUGACAAGGACCUAUGAAAAGGAUCUAUGAAACCUCUAACAUUGGCUGAAAGUUUGGCUAUCCUAGCUACACAUAUGGGGGGCGGAGCUCCUUUGAACACAGUAAUACUUGGUUUUAAAAAGAUGUACAGAACUGUGUGACAUGGCUGCAGUCCCAUGAACAUUACAUAAGGGUAAAUAUUACUCUUUAUGCAAAAGAGUAAACCUGAUUAGUAUUACACUGUAAAUAAUAUCCUUUUUACUACGUGCUAGUAAAUCAUAGUUGCUGCUGCUGCUUUUUCAGUGCAUGCCAUCAGCACUGUGUUAAAGGUCUUAUCUGGAGCAGGCUGUAUGAUGAAUGCAACACUUUUUUUGCCAGACGGACGAAAAGCUAGCAAGUCACAGAACUGCUGUUGGAAAAGACUUUAGAUACUCAUCCUUGUGUUCUCAGAACAAACAUGAGAAAGAUACAGUCAGGUGACAGCUUUCAUUGCCCGCAAACAUUCUAAUUCCUUAAAGGAUACCAG